Cynoglossus semilaevis (tongue sole) is the source of this 3675-nucleotide messenger RNA. RefSeq names its product fibronectin type III domain containing 7a (gene fndc7a). Gene Ontology annotation, molecular function: protein binding. Lineage: Eukaryota; Metazoa; Chordata; Actinopteri; Pleuronectiformes; Cynoglossidae. The record is from RefSeq and is a predicted model, not a curated record. Bases 660 to 3137 code for a protein of 825 amino acids. The transcript has 14 exons.
UUCAGCUUAAAGUUGCCAAACAUCCAAGAUGUAAAUAAAAUAGCUAAAUAAAUACAAAAGGCCAAAAUAAACUGAUUCCUAAAAUGUCCCGUGUCACGACAACAUAAUAUUUAUCGCAUUUUUAAAUGUUAGCGUUUUUUGUUUUUGUCUCUUGAGGCAAUGACGCAAAGAGAGUUUCAUCUAUCACUGCAUACAGAGAAACCAGGAGAAAUGAAAUAUUGCUUGCACGAAACCUUAACCGGCACAGACGUCCUCCUGUACACACCCUCAACAGAAAUGGGUCUUCACUUCCCAUCAGGUUGUUUUCUGUAUUUAAAGAAGGAAUGCUUCUGAAGACUAACCCAACAACAUAGGUAACUGAGACUUUUAUUCCAAGUUUUGAGGUCAAACGUGAAGUUGAUCUACCACAGGUGAACUGCGUCCUCUCUCUCUCUCUGAUGCACCACCCCUUCUACCCCGAGGGGAGGAGUCAAAGCCUGUGGGCUCUUCGGUAUUUGCUGAAACAAUAAAGGACCUGUCAUGUCAUCAAAAAAGAGGGAGGGUGCUAGAGAGGGGGAAAAAUAAUAAUAUUAGGCUCCAACUGUUACCCCCAAGUCAUUUUCAGAGACAGCAUCGUACCAUUUGCCCCAGGCCUAGCACCACAGAGCAACGCUGAAGGCAUGGGGACAAGACAGUUAAACAUGAUAAAACUGUUACUAUUAGCAGUGACCUUGGCAGAGAUCUGUGCCGCCCAGAAUGACAUGACACUGUCAGUGUUUACAGUCACAUCUAAGACUAUGACCCUGCAGUGGAGCGGCUCGUCUGAAGCCAGCUCCUACAAGAUCACCAUUACACCCAAAUUCUCCUCCAAACCUCCUGUCUUGGUUCACUUCGGUGGCAACACAAAGAUGGCCUCGAUCAUUUCCCUGUCACCAAGCACAGUGUACACUGUCAGUUUGGAAGCUAUGGACAACGGUCUCAAUGCCAUCGGCACUGCGCAGACUGAGGGCAUAACCGCUCCUGAGAUUCCCAGCAUUAUCCAGGCCUACUCCAAGAAGAGCGACAGCAUCACGGUGGAGUUCACUGAGCCCACACUGGAAUUUGCGUUUGAACGUCAAUGGUCCCCAUCUGCCAUCAGUUACCUCCUGAGGGCAGAGAAAGAGGAUUUCUUUCUGGAAGUCCCUGUGAGCGAGUCACCAGGCACCAUCAUUGGCCUCGAGCCCUAUACCGACUACACAAUCAGUGUCAUGUCCGUCAACUCAGGGGGGAGGAGCCAGCCGUCAUACCCCGUUGAAGUCAAGACAGUGGUAACUGCACCUCUGUUUAACACCACCUCCCCCGCCAACGACACCAUCGUCGCGGACUGGCCUGAGGUUGAGAAUGCCGUCCUCUACACGUUCACCAUUAUCCAGCAGGGCUCCAACUCCCGCUUUGAUUUCAACACCACUGACAGCAGCAUAACUUUCACCGACCUGGAGGCAGGGACCAACUACUGCAUCAAGGGCACAUCCUGGGAUGCAGAAGGCCGGCAAGGAGACGACUACACUGCGUGUCAAAUUACACGUCCUGGGAGUCCAAAUGUGGCCCACAUCGCUCUGAGUUCAGGCCGCACGUUUGGAGUGUUUGUGUACUGGAUACCAGUGCAGGGAGGAGAUACCUAUGUAGUGUGGAUCUCCGAUGGUGAAAACUGUACAGCCACGUCUGAAAGUUUCUGUAGCAUCGAUCCAGUGGAGUGUGGCGAGAGCUACACUGUCUCUAUCGUAGCCUCUAACAAUGCUGGUUCAAGCGAACCGUCCGUGCCAACGCAGUUUGUCACAUAUCCAUGUCCUCCAGAGAACAUCUGGGUGGAUGAACCAGAGCCAAGUAACUGCACACUAAUGUGGGAUCCAGUGGCCCUGGUGGACUUCUACAUAGCUUACAUAAAGAGAGAUGAUGGAUACGAGUUGUCGUGCAACACCUCAGAAGCGUCAUGCAACUUUUUCUGCAUGUGUGGCUACACCUACCUGACCACCGUCCUACCCUACAACCAGGCCGGCCCUAGUCCUUACUCACCUGUCCAAAACUACACCACCAUUCCCUGUUGUCCAAAUGAUGUUACUGUAAGUCUGGUUUCUACGGAGACCCUGGAGAUCACGUGGACGGCUGUCAAUGGUGCUGAGCUGUACGAAACAACAGCAGCAGAGUCCUGGAAAACCAUCCAUUGUAAUGACACGGCACCAGUGUGCGCACUCUCUGACCUGAACUGCAACACAGCCUAUUCUGUGAUAGUCACGCCAUGCAGCGAGAUACGUGGAUGCAACAACACCUGCACAGCCCAAACACACGAGACAGCUCCGUGUUCUCCGGAGAUCUUGAACAUGACUCAGUCAAACAAUUCUACGUACAGUGUCUUCAUCACCAAUCCCAACGUAGGAGAGACAGAUUACACCAUUACGGCCACAGGACAACAAACCCUAACGUGUCACACAAAAGAGAGCUCCUGUGAUCUCACUGAGCUGCCCUGCGGCUCCUCCUUCCACGUCACGGCAGUGGCCACAACGGAUGUUGGAGAGAGUUUGCCUAGUUACAGCAAACUUCUGGAGACAGGACCGUGCUGCCCUACAACUGUGGACGUCACUCAGGUCACACAAGCCAUGACCAACGUGACCUGGUCCAGCAGCACCGGAGCUUAUUCCUUUGUCACUGCCCUGACAUCCAUGCAUGGAGAUGCAAAAUGCCACACUACGGACCUGCACUGCCUGAUGGGAUGCAUCACAUGUAGCACCAACUACAGUGUAACCCUGGAGGCCAUCAGCAGCACUGGACACAAGUCCGAGUGCAACUAUCAGGGAUUCUCUUCCAGUCCCUGCUGCCCGACGGGCAUCAAGCUCUACCGCAGCACCAACAACACUCUGAGGGUUUACUGGCACUCAAUGGGUCCUCGCAUUCACACCCAUGUAGUUCAACUGCGUGGGAAGGGGGGAAUCUACACCUGCGAGGCACCACCCCCCAACUCAUACUGUGACAUCGCAGAGACAACAUGUGGGGAUGUGUACAGAGUAGAUGUGGCACCAAAGGGGCCCAAUGGCAUAGUGCAGUUCUGCCACUCAAGGACAUACUCAGUUCCCUGUCCUGGAAGCAACACUGGAAUCUCCCGUGGAAAACGAAGUGUGAGUUAAAAGGUGAGGAUUGUCCUCCACCUGCUGACCAACAACCAGAGAGGACAACACUUCCACCAAGAACAACUGUGAAGAUCCCAAAUAUAUAUAUAUAUAUAUAUAUAUACAGUAUAUACACGUUGAAAUGCACACUUACAGAACUAAUGAUGAAAAGCUAAAUUCUGUUCUGAAUUCACCCUUUUAAAUUAACACAAUUUGCUGUAAGUGAUUGAACUUGAUUUGAUUCCACGAGUACGAGAGUGAAUGUGAUCAUAAAUCCAUGCUAACGCUGAUUGAAAAAAAGACAAUGAAUGAAAAAUAACACUGUAGGACAUCCCCACGUAGAAGGCCUUCUUAGGGCUGCUGCCUGACUCUCAGAACUGCAGAGAGCAUCAGUCACAACGUCAACACAUGGUCGGAGUAUGACCUGAGUCAUGGAUGGUCAGCCCUAUGAAUGACUCAUCUGAUCAGAUUCUAGAAGGUAGAUUCAGUGUAACCUCUGCUUUCAUUGGAUUUAUUUUCUCUGAGUUGACAGAUGACAACAAUAAAAGACAUUGUU